AUGACGCGUGAACAAUUAAAGUACUGCAGCACUAUCGUCAAGGAUCUCAAGAAGCAUCGCGAUUCUGCACCGUUCUUAGUUCCUGUUGAUCCCGUGCUUCUCAAUAUCCCAGAUUAUCCGUCUAUCAUCAAAAGGCCUAUGGAUCUGUCCACGGUCGAACGGAAACUCAACAGCGUCGAGUACGAAUCCGUUGAUGACUUUGUUGCGGAUAUCAACCUGAUUUUCUCGAACUGUUACAUUUAUAACGGUACCGAGUCAAUUGUUUCUAAGUGCGCUUCGAAUCUGGAGGCUGCGUUUAAUAGGCUGUUACGCCGCAUGCCAAGAGAGAAAGUGCCUGCUGCACCGAAGCCAAAGAAAGAAUCGAUCAAGAAGGAAGAAAGAAAGGAACCCAAACUUGUACCUCUUCAGCUCGUCACCCCUUCAGCAACAGGACCUUCAGCUUUGCAAUUUGAGUCACCAUUGGAUACAUCAGAGGAGCGUCGACCGAAACGUGAGGUCCAGGCACCCUCAAAGGAGAUUCACACAGGGGUUUCGUCCAAGCGCAAGGGAUCGAACAGGUGGAAGACGGAUCCUCAGCUGCGGCAUUGUCACGCAAUCUUGAAGGAGUUCGCCAAAAAGUCAAAUGCAGAGUUCAUGUAUCCAUUCAUGGAGCCAGUCGACUGGGAGGCCCUUCAAAUUCCCGACUAUCCAAGGAUCAUCAAGAAUCCCAUGGAUAUUGGCUCUAUUCGACAAAAGUUGGAAAGCGACCAGUAUGACAACGCAGGCGAGUUCGAAGCAGACGUGCGACUUGUCUUGUACAACUGUUACAAGUUUAACCCAGAAGGUACCGUUGUCAACUCCAUGGGACGAAGGAUGGAGCAGCUUUUUAACAACAAAUGGGCACAACUCCCUCUACCACCACCCACACUACCAUCAGUCGAAGAGGUCGCUGUUGAUUCCGAGGACUCGGACUCCGAGGAUUCGGAUUCGUCUGGUAUGUUUUCAUUACUGCCCUUACACUUGAAAACAUUAUCUGAGAAGCUGGAAACCAUGAAAGCGACAAAGAAAAAAGAGAAGGGUGAUAAAAAGUCAACAAGCAAGGCUCCGCAGGAAAAAAACCGACACAAGAAGACAUCCUCCGCAAAGAAAUCUAGAACUGUACAUACCAGCAGCGACGAGGAUGUCACCAUUACGUUCGAGCAAAAGAAAGAGCUGAGCGACAGGAUAAACGACCUUGAAGGUGACCAGCUUGCUAAAGUCGUGCAAAUCAUCCACGACAGCAUGCCUCACUUGCGGGAUAGUGGAGGUCAGGAGGAGAUUGAGCUGGACAUGGACUCACUGGAUCCGAGGACAUUGUAUAAGCUAUACCAGUAUGUCAGGAGCUCAACCAAACAUAAACGACCUGUACCGAAGAAAGUGGCAGUACAGUACUCCGAGGAAGAUGCUACCAAAAAGAUUAAUGAGCUGGAACGGAAAUUGCAAUACCUCGACCAGCCUGCUUACGGCAAAGGUAGGUUACGUGCCCCAUACCUUCUCCGUGUCUCUAUCUUAUUGCGUCUUAAUUGGUGCGGAGUGGCAUGUCCAACUCAACCUCUUCAACCCAUUUUCAUGUCUGCAGUUCACGGCACGAGCAAAGGCGAUUUUUCGAGCUCCAGCGACAGCUCUGACUCCGGCUCUGACAGCGAUGAUUCAGGUAGCAGCAGCGAUUAG
Messenger RNA from Gamsiella multidivaricata, 1689 nucleotides. Its product is annotated as Bromodomain-containing protein. The transcript is spliced from 5 exons. The coding region runs from base 1 to 1689 and encodes 562 amino acids. NCBI's taxonomy places the organism in Eukaryota, Fungi, Mortierellomycota, Mortierellomycetes, Mortierellales, Mortierellaceae. Gene Ontology annotation, cellular component: chromatin; nucleus. The record is from RefSeq and is a predicted model, not a curated record. Gene Ontology annotation, biological process: regulation of DNA-templated transcription; chromatin remodeling.